Messenger RNA from Knipowitschia caucasica, 984 nucleotides. NCBI's taxonomy places the organism in Eukaryota, Metazoa, Chordata, Actinopteri, Gobiiformes, Gobiidae. The record is from the annotation of a GenBank genome assembly.
AUGGCUCGCCCCUCCCACGCCCCGGACUUUCUGCCCCUGGUCCCUGGAGCGGUUCGGGACCCUCUGGACGCUCUGGAGGACCCUGACUUCUCGUCAGACGAGGAGGACGCAGCUCCGUUUGACUCUGAUACAAUGGCAGUGCCUCCUACAUAUGCUGACCUGGGAAAGGCUGCCAAGGACAUCUUCAACAAAGGCUAUGGCUUUGGCUUGGUGAAGCUCGAUGUCAAGACCAAGUCUGCAAGUGGAGUGGAAUUUAAAACAUCUGGUUCCUCAAACACUGAUACCAGCAAAGUGGCUGGCACCCUGGAAACAAAAUACAAGAGAGCAGAAUAUGGUUUGACCUUCACCGAGAAGUGGAACACUGACAACACUUUGGGAACAGAGAUCACAAUCGAAGAUCAGAUUGCUAAAGGACUGAAGCUGACUUUUGACACCACCUUUGCACCCAACACCGGCAAAAAGAGCGGCAAAGUGAAGACUGCAUACAAGCGCGAGUAUGUUAACCUGGGCUGUGAUGUCGACUUUGACUUUGCGGGACCCACCAUCCAUGGUGCAGCUGUUGUUGGCUACGAGGGCUGGUUAGCUGGUUACCAAAUGACCUUUGAUACAGCCAAGUCCAAAAUGAGCCAGAACAACUUUGCCAUUGGUUACAAGACGGGCGACUUCCAACUCCACACCAAUGUCAACGAUGGAGCAGAGUUUGGUGGCUCAAUCUACCAGAAGGUGAACGAUACUCUGGAGACGGCAGUCAGCCUGUCAUGGACCGCAGGGAGCAACAGCACUCGCUUUGGUAUUGCAGCUAAAUACCAAUUGGACAAGGAUGCCUCCAUCAAUGCUAAAGUGAACAACAAUAGCCUGGUUGGUGUUGGCUACACUCAGUCUCUCAGAUCAGGUGUGAAGCUCACCCUGUCAGCCCUGGUGGAUGGAAAGAACAUCAACGCCGGAGGACACAAGCUGGGCCUGGGCCUGGAGCUGGAGGCCUAG